AUGAGGAAUAUCAAAGAAGCACGAUUCCUAAAGACAAUCAGAUCCGAUCCCAGCCAGAUGGAUCCUAACUUAUGGUGCAAAUAUCAUGAGACUCACGGCCACCGAACUAGGGAUUGCCGGCAUCUACGCAAGGAGGUAGCAACGUUGUUGAAAAAAGUUCAUCUCAGGGAGUUCAUGAGCGACCGAACCAAGAAUAAUUAUGGCCACAACCGGGGCAACUCUGAACCCUCGAAGAUAGGAGAAGACCCUCCUCGGUUGACUAUCAACAUGAUUUUUAGAGGAAAUGAAAUCAAUGGUGUAACCUUCUCAGCGGCCAAGAAAACAAAGGUAUCAUUUACCCACAACAAGAGAAUCCGGGAAGUCGCCGAAGACGACAUCACUUUCACGAUAGAAGACGCUGACAGACUUCUUCUGCAGCAUAACGACGCCCUAGUAAUCUCUCUUAAUAUCCUAGAUUUCAAGAUUAAGCGUGUUUUGAUGGACCUAGGAAGCUCAACCAACAUCAUUCAAUGGAGAGUGCUGGAACAAGCAAAAUUAACCGGAAGUAUCAUUCCGGCAGCAAAGCUCCUCGCCUGGUUCAACUUGGCAAGUGUGACGACCCGAGGAGAGAUUCUGCUGCCCACGAACACUGAAGGGGUAACAAAGACCACCUUAUUUGAAGUGGUGGACGACGACAUGGGCUAUAACAUAAUCCUCGGAAGGCCAUGGUUACAUGAGAUUAAGGACUUACCAUCAACAUAUCACCAACUAUUGAAAUUACCAACCAUAGAGGGAAUCAAGCAGAUAACAAGAAAUCAUACCCAAGCCCGUUGGCCCGAUGUUUAG
This is a messenger RNA of Nicotiana tabacum (common tobacco), 825 nucleotides long. RefSeq lists its product as uncharacterized. Lineage: Eukaryota; Viridiplantae; Streptophyta; Magnoliopsida; Solanales; Solanaceae. The record is from RefSeq and is a predicted model, not a curated record.